UGACAUUUCACAAAUGUGUUGACGUUUCAAAACUGCAAUUUCCACUUGUAAAUUUUAAAGUCGAUUAGAAAUUUACUUUUACAGAAAUUAUUAUAAAAAAUGGAUCUAAUUUUGUUAGUUGGAAUUGCCAUUGCUCUCCUGGUCAUCAUAAUAACUAUUUAUUUAUUACAAAAGAAAUCAACUCAAACAGGUGACAAAACAAAACAACAACACCACCAACAAAGACCAACUGCAGUUCGUGCAGCCGAGGGAAUCCCACGACGUGCUCAAAUAGCUCGCAAUCAACGUAAUCGCCUACGUACCAAUGCAGCAGCAAAUGUUGCUGAAGAUCAAGACGACGACGAUGUCGAAGAAGUUGAAGCAGGUCCUUCAACAAGUCAUGAAUUCCCAGAAGAGAAAAUGGGUGCCAAGAAGCGAGCUAAGCUCGAAGCCAAGGCAGAUAAACGAAUGCAACGCGAACAAGAAAUGAAAUCCAAGGAAGAACGCAAAGCCCGUGAAGAGAAAUUAGAUGAAGAACGAAAGAAGCAGGAAGAAAAAGAAGCUGAAGAUGAAAGAAAGGCAGCCGAAGCUGAACGUUUGGCUCGGGAAGAACGUGAACGAAAGGAACAUGAAGAAUACUUGAAGAUGAAGGCUGCUUUUAGCGUUGAAGAGGAAGGUUUUGAGGAAGGUGAAGAAAGUGAAAAAGAAAACUUGCUCCAAGAAUUCAUUCAAUAUAUCAAAGACAACAAAGUAGUUGUUUUAGAAGACUUGGCAACACAUUUCAAACUCAAGACACAACAAGCUAUUGAUAGGAUCACUGAACUUCAAGCAAACGGUUCGAUUACAGGAGUAAUUGACGAUCGAGGUAAAUUUAUUUAUAUCACCGAAGAUGAACUUUUAGCUGUGGCCAAGUUUAUAAACCAACGAGGACGAGUUUCUAUAUCAGAGUUGGCAGAAUGCAGUAAUAAUUUAAUAAACUUGACUCCAGAUAGUAAAUAAUUAAGGAUGGGAAGGUUUUUAGAAUUUUAGAAAAAUUUUUG
This is a messenger RNA of Episyrphus balteatus (marmalade hoverfly), 1019 nucleotides long. It is a transcript of the gene Ddrgk1, whose product is annotated as DDRGK domain-containing protein 1. NCBI's taxonomy places the organism in Eukaryota, Metazoa, Arthropoda, Insecta, Diptera, Syrphidae. The transcript is spliced from 2 exons. The record is from RefSeq and is a predicted model, not a curated record. Bases 100 to 978 code for a protein of 292 amino acids.